This is a messenger RNA of Daldinia caldariorum, 1530 nucleotides long. RefSeq lists its product as uncharacterized. Gene Ontology annotation, cellular component: SBF transcription complex; cytoplasm. The transcript has 2 exons. NCBI's taxonomy places the organism in Eukaryota, Fungi, Ascomycota, Sordariomycetes, Xylariales, Hypoxylaceae. The record is from RefSeq and is a predicted model, not a curated record. Gene Ontology annotation, molecular function: transcription coregulator activity. The coding region runs from base 1 to 1530 and encodes 509 amino acids.
AUGUCUCCGGUUAAUCCCCCAGGCCCUUUAACGGACCUCGACCAUUCCUCGCAAUCUCAAACUAUACCAAGUUCCCAAAGUCAACCGCUCAAUUACUCAAGUAACGAUUCCCAAGACACUACCGCCUCCAAUGAUACAGAUCGCGUCUUCACCCCACCCGAGAGCGAUAGCGAGGGUAGCAAUAGGAUAGGAAGAAAAAUGCACGACUCGAGUCAAGAGUCUCAGCUUCUACAGCUCUCUCAGCUUGCCGCAGCACAGCAGAGGAUGAGCGAGGUAGAUGGGGCCGCCACGGCUAGUGCUCAAUCAAAAAAGCGAAUGGCCGACGGCGUGGUCAAAAACACGAGAACUAGCUCAAGUGUGUCGCCGGUUCGUCACGGCCAUUCCAGAAAUACUAGCACCGUGAGCUUAACUUCUACCUCUAGUCGCAUCGGAGAGCUGUCGGCUGAACUGAAGACCAAAUUGUCUUAUGCUAUGGUCAAGGUUAACAACGGUUGGCAAGGGCAUUCAAUUGACGAGGUCGAGUCGCUUGCGUCUCAAGUUGCUUCUCCUACCUCGAGCACAUCUACCUUACACGGUAGGUAUGGGACUUCGGCAAGCCCUCGAGUCACGGUUGCACCUACGAGACACAGGGCGUCAAGCAUGGUUACUAGUCCUACAACGCAACAUGCAACCCAAGUUCGCCCAUAUGAUCCGUCAUGGAGGGAGAGCAACAUGAUGAAGUCACCUCCUUCGACGUCACCCAAUAUCCAAGUGCCUGCUUUGGCCCCGCCUGCUCCUAUACAACCGCGACAGCCCGCUCAGGUUCAUCCUCGUCGCAGUUCCAACGCAAGAUUUACUCCAGCUUACCUAUCACAUCCUCAUCACCUUUCUCCUCACAGUCCGGCUCAGCCGAGUCCAUUGCAAGCUACGCCGGGCCAUGGGAAUAUUAGAACACCCAAUGUUGAUCCCGUCCUCUUUUCUCCUCACCAGAACGUCCGGGAGCAGGAGGCGUUGGAGACGCUGAUGUUUAUGAGUAGCCCUGGAAAUUCAGCAAACGUAAAACACGCAUUCCCCUCAUCUCUCCCCUCAUCACAAGGCUCGCAAUCAAUGCAACCAUUACAUCCGCCGCAAACACGCAACGGAGGAAGAACUGCACUUCCUACCUCACGAUUAAGUGCGGGAGCCGAAGUCAGCAGCCAUGGACGCAAGAGUUUACCGACGGCGCGGCCGCAACAUAAUCACGUGCCUCAGGUUAAACGGGUAGGGUUUGAGAAGUCACCGGGCGGUUACGGCGGGAUGGAUAUUGACGAUCCUCAUGUAUCUCCACGGAGCAGAGGUACCCCUCGCCGUCGCACGAACGGUUCGGCUCCGCGGCCGUCUCUGUCUAUCCCUGCUGGCUUGAGUGGACCGUCCCGGCCGAGAACGGCUCUUCGGGGUGACGAUAUAGAACGGAUGCUCGACCGGGUAGCCGCAGAAGACAGCUCCGACUCGGAUGGUGAGAUCCACAUUCCUCAGAACAGAAGGGUGAGUGGUUCUGUGGUCGGAGUUUAA